This is a messenger RNA of Brenthis ino (lesser marbled fritillary), 8694 nucleotides long. The record is from the annotation of a GenBank genome assembly. NCBI's taxonomy places the organism in Eukaryota, Metazoa, Arthropoda, Insecta, Lepidoptera, Nymphalidae.
AUGUAUGUUAUCUACUUCGCACUCGCUUGUCAAGUCGGGGCCAAGAGAGUUCACUGGCACUCGAAGACUCUAGCCGACGGGGUCAUUGCCGCACGACUGGUUUCCGACAUGAAGCAGUCACUUUGGAGAAUAUUCUUUUUGAUUCCUAUUUGCCUUUGCUUGUUACAAAAGAUAACUCAAGCUUUCAAUACUCUUGAUUUAUCACCAGAGGUAAUUCAACUUAGAGAAAGUACAAGUCAAGGUAGUCAACUUUCAGAGAAAGAACCCCAGAAUAGUCGUAAUAUUAGUAUAGUCGGUAAUGACUUCCUUUUGGAUGGUAAGCGUAUCCACAUAAUGUCUGGGUCUCUCCAUUACUUCCGACUACCCUCAGAGUAUUGGAGAGACCGACUGCGAAAACUCAAAGCUGCUGGUCUAAAUACUGUAUCAACAUAUGUAGAAUGGAGUAGUCAUGAGCCAGAAGAAGGCUCGUACAGCUUUGAAGGAGACAAUGAUAUUAGCCGAUUUAUUCAAAUAGCCGCAGAAGAAAACCUACAUGUGCUUUUAAGACCAGGACCAUAUAUAUGUGCUGAAAGGGACUUGGGAGGUCUGCCGUACUGGUUACUAAGUAAAUAUCCAAACAUAAGGUUACGAACUACUGACAAAGAUUUUAUUGCUGAAAGUAAAAAGUGGAUGGCGAAACUUUUUUCUUAUAUCAAACCAUUAUUAUAUGGAAACGGUGGUCCAAUAAUAAUGGUACAGGUGGAAAAUGAAUACGGUAGUUACAGCACUUCAAAAGCUUAUAUGACACAGAUUCGCGAUAUAAUAAAAGAGCAUGUGGGCGAUAGUGCUCUACUAUACACAACAGAUGGGCCAAGUCGAUCAUACUUUUAUGAUGGGUCAGUCCCCGGGACACUUACCACUAUAGACUUUGGACCUACAAGUAGUGUAUUAGAUAUGUUUAAAGCACUUCGCACGUUCAUGCCAGUGGGUCCUCUCAUGAAUUCUGAGUACUAUCCGGGAUGGCUCACGCACUGGGGUGAGAGUUUACAGCAAGUAUCUACAGAGCGUGUAGUUUUCACACUCGAGGAUAUGAUCAACAACAGUAUUCAUUUCAACUUUUACAUGUUUUUUGGGGGCUCCAACUUUGAAUUUACUUCAGGAGCUAAUUAUGGCAGUUAUUACCAACCUGAUAUUACGUCUUACGAUUACGAUGCACCUUUGUCAGAAGCUGGAGAUCCGACACCGAAAUAUUACGCCAUUCGCGACGUCCUACAGAAAUAUGAUUUAGUACCGAAACAUCUGUCAACUCCUUUGCACUCGAAAAAAGGGGCGUAUGGGGAAAUUAAACUCAGUGCUAAAAUCAACCUUUUGAGUACUGAAGGGCGAUCAAAGCUUGGUGUGAAAUACAAAGAUAUACAAGGAAUUGAUUUACCAACAUUUGAAAAGUUGCGGCAACGCAGUGGACUUGUACUGUAUGAAACGACGUUAAAUGAAACAGAUGGCAUUUUGACAAUAAAUGAACCUCGCGAUUGGAUUAUCGUGUACAUUGACAAUAAACUGCAAGGAGUUAUAAAUAGAAUGCAGAAGCUAUAUACACUCAAUAUAAAAGCGCAACAAAACGCUGUGCUGUCGUUGCUCGUAGAGAAUCAAGGACGUCUUAAUUAUGGCGAUAGGAUUCAUGAUUUUAAGGGUAUAUUAAGUCCAAUAUCUUUAGACAGUAAAAAUGGAAACAACAGAUCAACAGUUAAUUUGGAAGGGCCAUGGACAAUAACUGGUUAUCCAUUAGAUGUAAAAAAAUAUGUAGAUUUAACAAGUCCUAGCUCUGUCUUAAGCCAAGUUAAGAUGGGGGAAGGUCCAAUACUGUAUGAAGGAGUACUAGUACUACCAGAAGGAGAAUCCCCGCUCGACACAUUUAUUGAUACUACAGGCUGGGGAAAGGGCUACGUAUUUGUUAAUGGCCAUAAUCUUGUUGAACCUAAAAUAUUGAAUUUAAAGGAGGAAUUUUAUCCUCUAAGCAUGGAUGACGAAGAGUUAAGUUGUAAAGUCGGACCACCAUGCAGCCUCAUACUAGCCGAUGGUUCGGUCUUCCAAGGAAGGAGUUUUGGUGCUCAAGUACCAAUGGAGGGAGAAGUUGUUUUUCAAACGGGUAUGGUAGGAUAUCCAGAGUCCUUAACUGACCCUUCUUAUCACGCACAGCUGUUGGUACUUACGUAUCCAUUAAUUGGCAAUUACGGCGUUCCCGAUGAAAAUGAAUACGACGAAUUUAACUUGCCAAGAUGGUUUGAAUCGAACCGAAUUUGGGCAGCUGGCCUUAUAGUUGGUCAGAUUAGUACUCAUGCAAGUCAUUGGCGUGCUCGAAAAUCCUUAGGAAAUUGGUUGGCGUCCAAAGGAGUACCUGGAAUUUGUGAAAUCGAUACUCGAGCCCUUACAUUUCGGCUUCGAGAAGGCGUUACUUUAGGAAGAAUCAUUCAAGGCGUGGCUCCUUUUGGCCCAUUACCACCACUUAAAGAUCCUAAUGCGAGGAAUUUAGUAGCUGAAGUAUCAGUAAAGGAAAUCCACACAUUUAAUCCUAAAGGUGAUGUAACAAUAUUAGCUGUCGAUUGCGGCUUAAAAUACAAUCAAAUAAGAUGUCUUAUAAAAAGAAAUGCUAAAGUCGUGUUAGUACCUUGGGAUUACAAAUUUGAUUCGAAAAAUUAUGAUGGUCUAUUUAUUAGUAAUGGUCCGGGUAAUCCUGAAGUUUGUAAGAAGGUGGUGGAUAAUUUAAAAGACGUAAUUAAAGGGGAUACUAAUGUAAAGCCAGUCUUUGGUAUAUGCCUCGGACAUCAACUACUUGCAACGGCGGCAGGUUGUAAAACUUACAAAACACGAUAUGGAAAUCGCGGUCAUAAUUUACCUUGCACGCACUCUGGUACAGGCAGAUGUUUUAUGACUUCUCAGAAUCAUGGAUUCGCUGUCGACGCAAACUCACUUCCAAAGAACUGGAAUAUUCUGUUUACGAACGAAAAUGACAAAACAAAUGAAGGAAUAAUACACAAUUCCCUGCCGUUUUUCAGUGUACAAUUUCAUCCAGAACAUACGGCAGGCCCAACAGAUUUAGAAUUUCUUUUUGAUGUUUUCAUUGAUGCAGUUAAACUAUACAAGAAUAAUAAGCCGUGUGUUAUAAAUGAUAUGAUAUGCGAAAGGUUAAAAUAUAUUCCAACACUACAAGAAAGACCAAAAAAAGUAUUAAUCCUUGGUUCAGGUGGUCUAUCUAUUGGGCAAGCAGGUGAAUUCGAUUAUUCGGGUUCACAAGGAGUUAAAGCUAUGCAAGAGGAAAAAAUUCAAACUGUUUUAAUUAAUCCCAAUAUAGCCACUGUCCAAACUUCAAAAGGAUUAGCCGAUAAAGUUUAUUUUUUACCUAUUACUCCAGAAUAUGUUGAACAAGUUAUAAAAGCUGAACGACCAACCGGUAUCCUAUUAACAUUUGGUGGACAAACAGCAUUAAACUGUGGAGUUGAAUUACAGAAGACAAAAGUAUUUGAAAAAUAUAACGUGCAUGUCUUGGGAACUCCUGUUCAAUCUAUUGUCGAUACAGAAGAUAGAAAAAUUUUUGCUGAAAAAAUUAAUGCUAUUGGGGAAAAAGUUGCGCCAAGUGCAGCUGUUUCUUCAAUAGAAGAAGCACUUGCUGCAGCACAACAAAUCGGAUAUCCAGUAAUGGCACGAUCUGCAUUUUCUCUAGGAGGUCUUGGCUCAGGAUUUGCAAAUAAUGAAGAUGAAUUGAGGAGUUUAGCACACCAAGCCCUAUCGCAUUCUGAACAACUUAUUAUAGAUAAAUCUUUAAAAGGAUGGAAAGAAGUUGAGUAUGAAGUAGUAAGAGAUGCUUAUGAUAAUUGUAUUACCGUAUGUAACAUGGAAAAUGUAGAUCCUUUAGGGAUACAUACAGGUGAAUCUAUUGUUGUUGCUCCAAGUCAAACCCUUUCAAACAGAGAAUAUUACAUGCUUCGUAAUACUGCUAUUAAAGUUAUCAGGCAUUUCGGAAUUGUAGGAGAAUGUAAUAUACAAUAUGCUUUAAAUCCUUACUCAGAAGAAUUUUAUAUUAUAGAAGUAAAUGCAAGAUUGUCGAGAAGCUCCGCAUUAGCUAGUAAGGCGACUGGUUAUCCUCUAGCAUACGUUGCUGCCAAAUUAGCGCUCGGAAUUCCUUUACCAACAAUAAAGAAUUCUGUCACUGGAGUUACUACAGCAUGCUUUGAACCCAGUUUAGAUUAUUGUGUCGUAAAAAUACCUAGAUGGGAUUUAGCUAAAUUUAAUCGGGUAAGUACAAAAAUUGGAAGUUCUAUGAAGAGUGUCGGGGAAGUUAUGGCUAUUGGUAGAAAUUUUGAAGAGGCAUUUCAGAAAGCCUUAAGAAUGGUUGAUGAAAAUGUUAAUGGUUUCGACCCCUAUAUGAAAAAAGUAAAUGAAAAUGAAUUAAGAGAACCAACAGACAAACGAAUGUUUGUUUUAGCCGCUGCACUUAAAGAAAGUUACACUGUAGAAAAAUUAUAUGAAUUAACUAAAAUAGAUCGAUGGUUUCUUGAAAAACUAAAAAACAUCGUAGAGUAUUAUAAAAUAUUAGAGUCAAUAGAUUCUGGCUCCAUCACGUGUGAGAUUUUAAAAAGUGCAAAACAAAUAGGAUUCUCAGACAAGCAAAUAGCUGCUGCAAUAAAAAGUACAGAAUUAGCUGUUAGAAAAUUGCGAGAAGAGUUUAAAAUUACACCGUUUGUAAAACAAAUUGAUACAGUUGCCGCAGAAUGGCCUGCAUCAACGAAUUAUCUAUAUCUUACAUAUAAUGGAAACACGCAUGACUUAGACUUCCCAGGCGAAUUCGUUAUGGUACUUGGAUCGGGAGUAUACAGGAUAGGAAGCUCUGUAGAAUUUGAUUGGUGCGCUGUUGGUUGUCUUCGAGAAUUAAAGAAUCAAAAUAAAAAAACUAUCAUGGUAAAUUAUAAUCCUGAAACAGUUAGCACGGAUUAUGAUAUGAGCGACAGAUUAUAUUUUGAAGAAAUUUCGUUUGAAGUUGUAAUGGAUAUUUAUAAUAUAGAACAACCUUCUGGUGUCAUACUUUGUAUGGGUGGGCAAUUACCUAACAAUAUUGCAAUGGACUUACACAGACAACAAGCUAUAAUUUUGGGCACUUCUCCCGACAUGAUAGAUAAUGCAGAAAAUAGAUUCAAAUUUUCUCGAAUGUUAGAUCGCAAAGGUAUUUUACAACCAAAAUGGAAAGAACUUACUGAUCUUGAAUCAGCAAUUAAAUUUUGUGAAGAAGUAGGUUAUCCUUGCUUAGUAAGGCCUUCAUAUGUUUUAAGUGGGGCAGCAAUGAAUGUAGCUUAUUCGAAUCAGGAGCUAGAAACGUAUUUGAAAUCAGCAAGUCAGCUUAAUAAAGACCAUCCCGUAGUAAUAUCAAAAUAUAUAUUAGAUGCGAAAGAAAUAGAUGUGGACGUUGUAGCAGCAGACGGUGUACUUUUGUGCAUGGCAGUUUCAGAGCAUGUUGAAAAUGCCGGAGUUCAUUCUGGAGAUGCUACAUUAGUAACUCCACCUCAAGAUAUCAAUAGUCAAACUUUGGAUAAAAUAAAUGAAAUAGCUAGAAUAAUUGCAGAAACACUUGAUGUUACGGGACCAUUCAAUAUGCAGUUAAUUGCAAAAGAUAACGAACUCAAAGUAAUAGAAUGUAAUGUUAGAGUCUCCAGAUCAUUUCCAUUCGUUUCUAAAACUUUAGACCAUGAUUUCGUGGCCAUGGCUACAAAGGUGAUACUUGGUAUACCUAUUGAACCUGUUAAUGUAAUGAGCGGAUGCGGAAAAGUUGGAGUCAAAGUUCCACAGUUUUCGUUCUCUAGAUUAUCUGGUGCAGAUGUAACGCUCGGAGUAGAGAUGGCAUCAACUGGAGAAGUAGCUUGUUUUGGUGAAAAUCGAUAUGAAGCUUAUUUAAAAUCAUUAAUGAGUACUGGAUUUAGAAUUCCCAAAAAAGCUAUUUUACUCUCAAUUGGAACAUUCAAGCAUAAAAUGGAACUUUUACCCAGCAUUCGGACAUUACAAAAGCUUGGAUAUAAGCUUUAUGCUAGUAUGGGUACGGGUGAUUUUUACACGGAACACGGCAUUGAGGUUGAAAGCGUCCAGUGGACAUUUGACCACAUCGGAGAUCCUGAAGAUGAUAGAUCAGAUGGUGAACUUAUGCAUUUAGCUGAUUUUAUGGCUCGAAGGGAGUUAGAUUUGGUGAUCAAUUUGCCAAUGCGAGGUGGAGCUCGCCGGGUCUCUUCAUUUAGUACACAUGGAUAUCGUACUCGCCGUCUAGCUGUAGAUUAUGCUGUUCCUCUUGUCACCGACGUGAAAUGCGCUAAACUCCUUGUAAAGGCAAUGUUACAAUGUGGCGGUGCACCACAUAUGAAGACACAUACGGAUUGUAUGACUUCACGUAAUAUAAUUAAACUACCUGGAUUCAUUGACGUCCACGUUCAUGUCAGGGAACCAGGAGCUACUUAUAAAGAGGACUUUAAUUCGUGCACUGCAGCUGCCCUUGCAGGUGGUGUAACUAUGAUAUGUGCAAUGCCUAAUACGAAUCCUCCUGUUAUUGAUCGCACUUCAUUCGAUUAUGUUUCUACCUUAGCUCGUGUCAGUGCUCGUUGUGAUUUUGCCUUAUUCGUUGGGGCCUCAACCACUAACUGUGAUACAGCGGCUGAGUUAGCCCCGCAAGCUGCUGCUCUAAAAAUGUACUUGAAUGAAACAUUCACUACUUUAAAACUUGAUGAUAUGACAGUUUGGCAACGCCAUCUUCAAAACUGGCCAAAAAAAAUGCCUAUAUGCGCUCACGCUGAGCGCGAAAAAACUGGUGCUAUUAUUCUAAUGGCAUCUUUACUUGAUAGGCCUAUUCAUAUUUGUCAUGUGGCCCGAAAAGAGGAAAUUCUUAUUAUAAAAGCAGCUAAAGAAAGAGGUCUCAAAGUAACCUGUGAAGUAUGCCCACAUCAUCUAUUUUUAAGCACAGACGAUAUAGGCAGAAUUGGUAAAGGUCGAGCUGAAGUGCGUCCAAUUUUAUGUAGUCCUGAAGAUCAAGCAGCAUUAUGGAAAAAUAUGGAUAUAAUAGAUAUUUUUGCUACUGAUCAUGCGCCACACUCUGUAGAGGAAAAAAAUUCAGAAAAACCUCCACCUGGCUUUCCAGGUUUAGAAACUAUAUUACCUCUGCUCUUAAAUGCUGUUCAUGAAGGACGGUUGAGCAUGGAUGACUUAAUAAAUAAAUUUCAUAAAAAUCCCCGCAAAAUAUUUAAUUUACCAGAACAAGUUAAUACAUACGUAGAAGUGGAUAUGGACUAUGAAUGGAGUAUACCUGAAGCGUUAGAAUUUUCCAAAUCUAAGUGGACUCCAUUUGCGGGUAUGCGUGUAUGCGGAGCAAUUCAUCGCGUUACUUUACGAGGAGAGAUAGCAUACGUUGAAGGUCAAAUACUUGUACCUCCUGGUUUUGGUCAGAAUGUACGAGACUGGCCUAUGCCUAAAAAACAAUCAUUCCCUACUUUUGCAAUUGAGAAAAAUGAUAAAGAAAUAAGUAGACCAAGCUCUGCACUUGACCUACAUAAUUCUAUAGAAUUAAGUAGAUAUAGUGAUUUUGAAUUAGAUCAUGUUGAGACAAAUAAACCUGAAGGACAAAAUAAGCUCAACGUGCACUUUAACGAGCUUUCUGGCGUUAGAAGUGCUUCUCCAUUACUAUCGCAGCCACAAACAAGGCAAAGAUGCGACAGCUCUUCAUAUCCUACACAAACAACAGGAUCACAACGACAACGAAGCGAUCUUUUUGGGAAAAGUAUUUUGACAGUUGAUACUUUUAGUAAAGAAGUAUUAAAUGAUAUAUUUAAUUUAGCCCAAUUUAUGAAAACUAGUGUUACCAAGGGACGCGUUUUAGAUGAUAUAUUAAAAGGAAAGGUUAUGGCAUCAAUAUUUUACGAAGUUAGCACACGGACAAGUUGCAGUUUUGCUGCAGCCAUGCAACGGCUUGGAGGAUCCGUAAUUCAUACUGAUGCAACUAGCUCUUCAGCUAAAAAAGGGGAAACUUUAGAGGAUAGUGUAACUGUUAUGGCUAGCUAUGCUGACGUAGUUGUAUUACGCCAUCCUGAACCAGGAGCUGUAGCGCUCGCUUCACGCCAUUCAAGAAAACCAAUCAUAAAUGCAGGAGACGGAGUUGGCGAACAUCCCACGCAAGCACUUUUGGACAUUUUCACUAUACGUGAAGAGAUUGGUACUGUUAAUGGUCUCACUAUUACAAUGGUAGGAGACCUAAAAAAUGGUCGAACAGUUCAUUCAUUAGCACGAUUGUUGACGUUGUAUCAAGUGCAAUUACAAUAUGUUAGUCCACCAGGCCUUGGAAUGCCAAAACACAUUAUGGAGUACAUAGCACGCAAAGGAAUCCCGCAAAAAGUAUAUGAACGUUUAGAAGAUGUCUUAUCGGACACUCAUGUUUUGUAUAUGACUCGCAUUCAACGUGAACGAUUUGAAAGUCAAGAAGAAUAUGAACAGAUGCGUGGUUUGUUGGUAGUAACACCACAGCUAAUGACCCGAGCACGUCGUCGUAUGAUAGUGAUGCACCCACUACCACGGGUUGAUGAGAUCUCGCCAGAGUUUGAUUCAGACCCACGAGCUGCCUACUUUAGACAGGCCGAAUACGGCAUGUACGUUCGAAUGGCGCUACUCGCUAUGGUGGCUGGAGUAAAUCCAAUAAUG